UAUCGACUUUUUCCGGCUGAAAACUGAGGUUAUGUUACACUUGUCGACAUUUCAGACCGCGAGCCCCGCGCGAGGUUUCGUGAGUUUCGUCUCGGCCGACUGGCUUCGAUCUCGUUGACGAGCACGAACCCCAAAGUGUUGGAGGAAGGGGAUAUACACAGCCUAUACGGUGCGCGUGAUAUCCCCCGCGAGAGAACGUAGAGAUGCCCGUUCUCGCACGUAUUCCGCGCCAAGAUCGCCGAGUCGCAUGACGAUCAAUGACGAUUUCGCACGGCACGUAAACGCCUGCACGCCCGCAGUUAUGCGCUUCCAUUGUGAGAAUACAAGUGCUUUAUGGUGAUAAUAUGUCAAAACCAAACAUAAGGAAGAUAACGGCUGACCCUACGAAAUGUAAUACAGACUCCUCACGACGGCCGAGUGUGUUUGAGAGGUUGGGCACCAAACCAGCGAUCGCCGCUGCCGCCGCUGCCGCCGCCGCCGCCGCCGCUCAGAAUACAUCGGAUUAUUGCAGAAAUUGGGCCCUCAACGGCAGUUGUUCCUACGGAAAGAGUUGCAAAUACGCAAACACACACACAUUGAUAAGCCCAUCCAAGCGUGCUAAGAAAGAUAAUGCGAUCGCAGGCACAUCCGGGCUCAUUGAGGAUCCUUUUAAACGGCUCACAUCGAAGAUCGUGAAGAAGGCGUCGCACAGCCCGGACUUAAACAUAGAAGAGUGGAAUCAGACAGAUCUCGAGUACGAGGACGAGAAGGUAUUGGAGAGACGGCGGCAAUUGUUACAACGGGAACUGGAAUUACAAAUGAAGAAGGACAAAGAGGUACAUGGCAAGGAUAAAGUAAGGCAGAAGAAAAAAGCGAUGAGCUCAUCCUCUAGUUCACGCACAUCCAGCACGUCUAGCAGUAGCAGCAGCUCCAGCAGCGAAGACUCGUCUUCCACAUCGACGUCGGACUCACACAAGAAAAUCAAAAAGAUCAAGACCAAGAGACACCAUAGUAUUUCCGCCGACUAUAGCGAGGACAAAGAAAGAAAGAGAAAAUUGAAGCUCAAGAGACUAGGAACGAGAAACGACAAAGCCGUCAACAAGAAAAAACGCAAACUCGACAAUUCCACGAAGAAGGAUCUUACCACGAGAUCGGUCAAGAAGUAUGGUACGUCGACUGUAUCCAGGAAACAUUCUAGCUCAUUGCGCGCUAGAUCACCCACGAUACAGCAGGGAUCUACGAGCGGAGUUACGUCUGCGACAGCCGCAACGUUGGGCUCGCAGGUUUCUGUAGCGCAUCACGCGCCGUCGUCCAGCAAGAUCCGGGAAAGAAACAGGAGUGAAUCGCCGAAAGCAGUAAAGAGUAAUCGGGAAGUGGACAGCAAGGAGGACGGUAGGCAUUACAAGAAGGUGCGUGAUAUGGAUGAGUGUCUGCCCAAGGACGCUGUCAAGUGCAAGUCAUUUGAUAAGAUCAAGGAGCAACAGGAGAAAGAAAAGAACCGUGCUAUCGACGAGAAAACCAAAUCGGACGAUCGGUUGAGAUCUAAAUGCAAGGACAAGGACGUGCGUUCGCGUACGCCGCCGCCGCCGCCGCCAUCGUCAUCGGAACGCUCGUCCAAGUACCAGCACAUUAAGGAGAACGCGUCGUCGAAAAUACAACGCAGUCGGACGCCGUCGAGGACAAGGCGCGAUCUCACGCCGGCGAAGAAUCCUGAGAAACAAGGCAACUCGUCGAAUCGCAUGAGGGACGCAGAGAAGAAAGAUCGCGACUCGCACAAGAGGGAUAAAAGCAAAGAACGGGAUGACGCGAGAAAAAACGAGCAGACGUCUACCGGCAAAGGAAAACAAACGAUCACCUCGAAUCAAGACGACAGCUAUCGAAGGAGCAACACGAGCAAGGAUAAUUUUGAUGACAAGACCUAUGGCGGCGACAAAGCGCGACAGAAAAGUCGCGAACGUCAACGUGAGAAAGAGACGAGAGACGAGACGCGCCCAAGAUUGACUCGUGAUCAACGCCAAGAGCCUCAGCGCGACAAGGAUAAGGACGAAUCUCAGGAGCGCUGUCGCAACGAGAGGCAGCGCGAACGAGAUCGUGAUCGGGAUCGAGAUCGCGAGAGAGAACGCGAACGCGAUAGAGAGAGGGAUAGGGAUCGCGAGCGAGAACGGGAGCGGGAUCGCGAGCGGGAGAGAGACCGAGAGAUACGAGAGCGGGAUCGCGACCGGGAUCGAGAAAGGGAGAAGUCUAUGAAGUCACGAGAAAGGGACGUGCCCGCGGUAAUUUCGCCCGCGGCGUUGAGCCUAUCGGCGGACAAGGGUUCGCGUUACAGCGGUAGAAUCAAAGAACGACCCCUGGGCAAGGAUGUGCCGUUUGAAAAGAGCGGCGGCACUCGCGAGCGAAGCAGGAGCGAACGGGAACGCGAACGAUCCGAAACGAAGGCUCUCACCGAGCGGGAACGAGGCUCCGCGCAGUCACGUCUGGACGGGAGGUACGAGAGAAGUGGCGUUGUCGAGAAGGAUGUGUCGUCGAGCCGCAGCAAGUCGACCGUCAAUUCGCCUCGGGAUCGCAUGGAUCGUUUUCGGGAAACGUCUCUGGAUCGUGCAUCCUUGCACGAGAAAAGCGGACACGUCGCGACGUCGUCGAGCAUUCAGUCAGCGGCGACAUUGCCGCCCGUGCCUUCGGCCUCGUCCUCCUCGUCGGUAGUGCAAGCUGUGACACCCGCUCUCUCAUCAUCUCGCGAUCAUCUUAUGGAUAUGGACGGACACUACGACAGGGACCGGCACAGAAGGUUCGGCGUGAGAUACGAACGGGCUCACACGUCGGAGCACAGCGGCAGAAAGGACCAGGCGCGAAUCGAAUCGAGUCGCGUUCCGAGCAAGAUCGACCGAAUAGUGGAUCGUCGGGACACGAACAGCCCGCGACGCGCCAUAGAGGUGGACAGGAACUUUGGUAGGAACUACGGCAGAAUGCCGGAGCACUGGGAAGAGCAUUCGGAGGAAUCGGCUCCGCACGUCGAGUAUCGGGAUCACGCUCACAUCCACGAGGAUGACAGGAGAAAGACUAUCGAGGGCAGACGAUACGACAGUCCCUUUGAGGAGAGACGCGUCGCUCGCGACGAGAGACCCAGAGAGUCGAGAUACGUCAUCCAGACUACAGAGCGAGCAUCCUUCGACGAUCAUCGUCAUCAUCACCAUCAUCAUCGACAUCCUUUGUAUCCUGGUGAUAAGUUGAGAAGUGGUGGAUCCAGUAUUAGAGAUGAAACUGUUUCUAACGAUAAUUGGGAAGGACAUCACCGUGACGUGGAGCACGGUCGAGACCGUGGUUAUCAAACGGUAGAAUGGGAGGAGAGGGAAUGGCGCACUAGAACAUUAUGGGAAGGCAGAGACAGUCUUCCUCGUUCGGAGAUACAUGACGACGAGUGGAAUUCUCGAUAUGAAAAUCCUGUAAACGAGUGGAAAUCCAACGAGACGCGGAAGUGGGAUAAUCAGAAUGUUCACGUUCGAUCGCAUUAUAGGAACGAGCGCACGAAGGACUUGGAGCACGGAGAAUCUACACAACAUAGCAAGAGACGAUCGUACAAUGCGCCGGAAGCAAGAGAAGAGCCGACGAUUCAUCCUGCUGCUAAGCAAGCAGCUAUUUACGGCAGCAUGAAAGAAGAACCUAUCAACAAGAAGCUGAUGGAACUAGCUGAAGGUAGAUUGUGCACUACUAGAGAAAAAUCCACGGAUAAUUUUCAAAAGAAGAAUCAACAUCAGCCAAAGGAUAAAUCCGAAAUCAAGGAACCCAUUGUGGUAGAACCAAAACGUCCCAUCGCUGAUGAGUCCUUGCAGACCCUUCAUACCGAGAGCGACUUGAGUGAUAUUAGCGAUGAUCCUGAUGAUAUAUUGAAUAUGGAAGAAGAUACCACGGAUAUGGAAACUAAUAAAACACGGACGAAUAAGAAAGCAGCAGAUGCUGCGCAUCGCGAUACGCAGUCAACUGUACAAGAGCCAGCUCAGUUAUCUCCGAAAGAACCUGCGGAAGAAACUAUUUUUAGUUCAAAAUCUAAGGAUACUGCCGAUACAGUAUCACUGAAAAAUAUGGAAGACGACAACAUGGAAACUAUGGACUUCGAAGAAAUUUCUGAUGGCGAGCUAGAGGAGGACAUCAAAACGAGCGGGAAAGGAUUAGGUGAUGCCUUAGGAGUCGAUUGGGAAUCUCUCGUGAAAGAAACUCAAGCGAGGAGAAUUGCCCCGUCCAAUCAAGACUCUGCAGAGAAUCGAUGGCAGUGUAAAGCUAUUUUCUAUAGAAUCGGUAUAUCUAAGAAGUAUGCGGGUGAAGAUUUUGUGAAAAAGUUGCUAAAAAAGUAUGAGAAGAACGAUCAUAAAGAAUUUUUGUUGAAUGAUAUUGCGCUAAUGCACACAGCGCUCGCGCGGAAUCGGUUGCUUCAAGAUUUAGGUAAUGGCGCGGUGCAUGCUAUAGAUGAUACUUUGUAUAGAAACAAUAAUGCAAGUUACGAUGAAGAUGUGGACUAUGAUUGGGAAACGCUGAAGCCCAGUACUGCCUUAUACGAAGAAGCGAAAUGUUUAUUACAGCAAGUAACAUGAAAAAGUAAUUAGAUUUGUACAUAACGUUAUGAAUGGUUACAUGUUUUUUUUGUAUUCUACAUAAAGUUUAUUAUACAUACAGAAUGGGAUGUAUGGUACAAGCAAAAGUUUCUACAAUAAUUUAAAUUAUUUUAUUAAAUGGAAUGUAUGUACAUUAUGUAUUAAUAGCCACUAUAUCGAGAUAAAUUUGAAAACACAAAAUUGAAGAAUAUAUAAGAAGCUAUUAACUUUCAAAAUCAUGUUUUUGAAAUAAGAGUUAUAUUUAAAAA
This is a messenger RNA of Wasmannia auropunctata (little fire ant), 4831 nucleotides long. RefSeq names its product zinc finger CCCH domain-containing protein 13-like. Gene Ontology annotation, molecular function: metal ion binding. Gene Ontology annotation, cellular component: RNA N6-methyladenosine methyltransferase complex. NCBI's taxonomy places the organism in Eukaryota, Metazoa, Arthropoda, Insecta, Hymenoptera, Formicidae. The record is from RefSeq and is a predicted model, not a curated record. Bases 345 to 4562 code for a protein of 1405 amino acids. The transcript has 10 exons.